CCGUGGUGUGUCGCGGGGGCCAUGGGGAGCGUGCGCUGGGCCUUCCCCUGCGCCGCCUGGCGCCCCUGCCGCCAGGAGUGGCUGCUGGCGGCGCGGCUGGUGCAGCCCGAAGAGAAGGAGCGCAUCGGCCAGUUUGUCUUUGCCCGCGACGCCAAAGCCGCCUUGGCUGGGCGCCUGCUGAUGCGGAAAUUAAUUGCAGAAAAGUUGUGUAUACCUUGGAAUGAAAUACACUUGCAAAGGACGUCAAAAGGAAAACCUUUCCUGGCAAAUAAUGUAUUCAGUAUCUAUUCGAAUUACAACUUCAAUGUCUCUCAUCAAGGAGAUUAUGCAGUUCUUGCAGCUGAGCCUGAGCUUCAAGUUGGCAUUGAUAUUAUGAAGACUAAUUUACCAGGUAGUAGCUCAAUUCCAAAUUUCUUUUGCAUCAUGAAGCGACAGUUUACUGAAACAGAGUGGGGUGUAAUCAAGUCUAUGAGUAAUGAAUGGAUGCAGCUGGAUAUGUUUCAUCGGCACUGGGCCUUAAAGGAAAGCUUCUUAAAGGCUAUUGGAGUCGGAAUUGGCUUUAAUUUGCAAAGAAUUGAAUUUAAUGUGUCCCCAUUGCAACUGGAAAUAGGAAAGGUGUAUAAGGAGACAAAAAUGCUUCUGGAUGGAGAUAAAGAAGAAGAGUGGACAUUUGAGGAAACCCGGUUAGAUGACCAUCAUCAUGUUGCUGUGGCUCUUGGGAAACAGGAGGGAUUUGGACAGAACUAUUCUGAUGUAUAUUCCAUGGAGCCUAACCAACCACAGUUCACAUUAUUGACUUUUGAAGAUUUAGUUGCAUCUGGUAUUCCAGUUGCACCUGAGGAUUCUGCAUAUUGGGAUAACUUUUGUUCUAAGCAGGAGAGUCCAGUGAAACAGAAUUCACAUUCAAGAUCAGAAUGCUUAUAAGAAAAAGAAACUUGUCAAAGUUUAUAUGCUGUUACUCUGUGAUUCAGAGUGUGGGAAUAAGUGCCCAUGUGUAAAUGAAACAUUUUUCCUUAUUUAAACUAACAGUCUGAUUUUCACCUUUUUAAAAUUGAUGUUCUUUAUCAAUAUCUUAAGAUGUGUGUUUCCUCACUGAAGGAAUUCUGAGUGAAAAGUCUAACCUGGCCACAUGCUUUUUUGCUUCUCCCUGCCUGUGGUUCUUACACUUCAAUAAUUACCCAUGCUAGGAACAGGGAUCAGAGCUACAAUAAUGUUGUUGAUUACUUAACAAGUGUUUAAUGUAUAAAGAUGUUUCCAUACUUCAUUUAUGCUGAAGCUUAAAUUAUGAUGCCUUUUCUCUUACAAAAAUAAUAGUUUUAUUCUCAGAUGGAUGAAUAAAGCCAGAAGAAAUGGUACAAAUCUU
Gymnogyps californianus (California condor) is the source of this 1363-nucleotide messenger RNA. It is a transcript of the gene AASDHPPT, whose product is annotated as aminoadipate-semialdehyde dehydrogenase-phosphopantetheinyl transferase. Gene Ontology annotation, molecular function: magnesium ion binding; holo-[acyl-carrier-protein] synthase activity. The record is from RefSeq and is a predicted model, not a curated record. NCBI's taxonomy places the organism in Eukaryota, Metazoa, Chordata, Aves, Accipitriformes, Cathartidae. Bases 22 to 924 code for a protein of 300 amino acids. Gene Ontology annotation, cellular component: cytosol. The transcript is spliced from 6 exons.